Molecule: messenger RNA, 3150 nt
Organism: Notothenia coriiceps (black rockcod)
Lineage: Eukaryota; Metazoa; Chordata; Actinopteri; Perciformes; Nototheniidae
Product: endothelin B receptor-like
Exons: 8
Coding region: 298-1572 (424 amino acids)
Biological process (GO): developmental pigmentation; regulation of blood pressure; enteric nervous system development
Cellular component (GO): plasma membrane
Molecular function (GO): endothelin receptor activity
Source: RefSeq, a predicted model, not a curated record
GGAGCGAGGAGCGGAGGGACUUCACGCGAAGCUGGACACACAUAUUUCCCUUUCACUGCUGGAACUCAGCGAACAAAUCGUAAUUAUUCCCUGACCAUCAGCCACAUUUAGUGGAACUCUGCUGGAAUAUUUCUCGGGAAACUUUGGUCUUGAUCACUCCACAACACCGAGGACAAACAAGCUCGGAUUCAAACCCACACCACCCGGACCAGAGCAAGGCCCGAUGUGUGCAUGUGUGUGAGCAUGUCUGUGUGAGGUCCUUUAAGUGUGUAUUUUCAGUACUUCCAGUGCCUUUGAAUGAGCGAACGUGUUGUGUGCGUGAGUGAGAAGAUGAGGGCUGUUGCCGCUCUUCUGUGUUUCCUGAUGGUCGCCCAGGUCGGGGCGUCCCGGUUGGUCCGGGACACCGUGGUGGGCCCGGAGGCUUCAGAACCCUACAAGAGCAACGCCUCCGUCCCGCUUCAGCCCCCCCAGCAGGGCCGUCCACGGGGCUCCUUCCCCCCCAUGUGUGUAAAUCCCACGGAGAUAAAGCAAGCCUUCAAGUAUGUGAACACCAUUGUGUCCUGCCUGAUCUUUGCGGUGGGGAUCAUCGGCAACUCCACACUGCUCCGGAUCAUUUAUAAGAACAAGUGCAUGAGGAAUGGACCCAAUGUCCUGAUUGGCAGCCUGGCUCUGGGAGACCUGCUUUACAUCAUCAUCGCCAUCCCCAUCAAUGUGUUUAAGCUAAUAGCCGAGGACUGGCCGUUUGGCGUGUACGUCUGUAAGCUGAUGCCGUUUAUCCAGAAAGCUUCAGUUGGAAUCACCGUCCUCAGUCUGUGUGCCCUCAGUAUCGACCGCUACCACGCCGUGACAUCAUGGAGCAGGGUGAAGGGGAUGGGCAUCCCUCUGUGGAAAGCGGUGGAGGUGACGCUGAUCUGGCUCGUUGCCGUGGCGCUGGCGGUCCCUGAGGCACUGGCCUUCGACAUGCUGGAGAUACCGUACAGAGGCAACAAGCUGCGCGUGUGUCUGUUGCACCCAGAACAGACCGGCAGCUUCAUGAAGCUCUACCACGACAUGAAGGACUGGUGGCUGUUUGGCUUCUACUUCUGCUUCCCCCUGGCCUGCACAGGAGUCUUCUACACCCUCAUGUCCUGCGAGAUGCUCAGUCGCAAGAAAGGCAUGCGCAUCGCACUCAACGACCACAUGAAACAGCGGAGGGAAGUAGCGAAGACGGUGUUCUGCCUCGUGCUGAUCUUCGCUCUCUGCUGGCUGCCUCUCCAUCUGAGUCGCAUCCUGAAGAAAACUAUUUAUGACGAAAAUGACCCCAACCGCUGUGAGCUGCUCAGCUUCUUGUUAGUGAUGGAUUACAUCGGCAUCAACAUGGCUUCCUUAAACUCCUGCAUUAACCCCAUCGCCCUCUACUUUGUCAGCCAGAAGUUUAAAAACUGCUUCCAGUCUUGCCUGUGCUGCUGGUGCUACAGGACAUCUCUUCUGGACGAACGAGGCUCGGGGGGGCGCUGGAAGGGCUCUUGUCACGGGAACGGGCUGGACCGCUCCAGCUCCCGCUCCAGUCAGAAAUACACAAGCUCUUCAUAAACACACACACACACAUAUCCUGCCAUACCUCGUGUUCCCAUCGGCUCCCGGAGGAAACGGAGAAGGAAUCACUGAAGGAAGGAGGGAGGAGGAAACAGGACUGUACCUGAUCAGGCUGCCAAAACAUAUGAUGUCUUAAAUCUGUGGCUGUUAUAGAGGACUGAAGUCGCUACAUUUAUAUAGAAUGUUUAUUAAAGCCGCAUGUAGAGGGUUAUUUACAAGCAGACCUAUGAUUAUACCCUGCCUUAUGUCUGAAUAACAGCUGCAAUACUGAAGCUUUAAUACCUCACAGUGAAUGGAAACUGUUCUUUUUACAUACACAACGGUGCCUCUGCAAUAAUAAACACAAUCAAACGCUGAUUAUCUGAAAAGCUGCUGAGCCGAUUCCAGGCUGCCCGGUGACAUCAUAGUGAAAAGGGCCCCGCUGUCAUGUGGGGAGCCAAACGUUGGAAAUCUUUUAUCUGGAAGUCAUCGACGCCUGAAAUCAUGCAGAGAGCAGCUGUUGUCUUUGAACGCUGAAAAUAAACACCAGAUGACUCCAAUCAUGCCACACAGAGGAGAUCAUUUAUAAGGACUUUUAUUAUUGCAUUAUUCAAGCUGUUGUACGCGUUUUUCACUGUGUAUAAAGUCUUAACCCGUCCUUUAUUAUAAUGUAGCUUCUAUUUUUAUAAGAAAGUAUUACAAAACAUGUGGAUAUUGUUUAACGUGAGGUGGUCAUUUGUUAUUUUUGUUUCCCGUAGCUGCUGGAAAGGACUUCUGAGAGCUGCUCGCGGAAAUAUCCUAAACUUGACCCAUUUAAAAAGAUUUAGCAAGGAAAAAAUAAAUCCUGUACAGCUGGAUGUGUUCAAGAAGUUUCUGGUCACUGUGUAAAGUUCAAGUUAUUUAGAUAAAUGUUUUUGCAUUGAAUUUAAUCCUGGUAAUCCAUUGUUUAACCAACAUGAUUUUCAUCAAAGGAGCUCAUAGUGAGGAAUGUAUUAUGUAGGCUGCAGAACUGAAAGAUACAUGUGUUCCUGAUAUUUUAAGAUUACCUUCAGGACAUCUGUAGCUAGCUGUACUUUGUGACAAAUCUUGUGAUACCGGCACAUCAUCAAAUAACCAUUUUGAAAUCAUCGUAAACUAAUUCAAACCGUCUUCAACAUUACCAGUAGUAAGUCACUUAUGAUACAAACACAAGAUGACUAUAAUGUAAUCCUCUUAUAGUUUUAAAUAUCAAACUAAAGAGGGAAGGUGCCUUUUUUAAAAACGUGCUGAUAACCAGACAAGGUGUUUGUUCACACUGAAGUAUUUUCAACUCUUUUUAAUAUAAGCUAUAAUUAAAUGUAGGCUACAGUGAAAAUAUGUCCAUGGAAAGCUCAAAUCAGCUGAUCAUGUAGCAUGUGUCUCAUGAACUCAUCAUGAUUGUGUGUGCCAUCACUGCGCUGCUUUAGGAUAGAGAUGGAGGUCUGAGCAGCUCUGUGACCCAGACACUGAGAUAAUUUCAGGUUGAAGAUUAAUGUAAUGUGAAUAUACGCCCCGGUGUUUUAAAUUACAUUUAUACCGUACCUAUUUGUUGGAAUAUGCUGUAAUAAAUAUUAUUUU